This is a messenger RNA of Penicillium longicatenatum, 2484 nucleotides long. RefSeq names its product nitrogen permease regulator 3 family protein. The record is from RefSeq and is a predicted model, not a curated record. NCBI's taxonomy places the organism in Eukaryota, Fungi, Ascomycota, Eurotiomycetes, Eurotiales, Aspergillaceae. Gene Ontology annotation, cellular component: GATOR1 complex. The transcript is spliced from 2 exons. Gene Ontology annotation, biological process: positive regulation of autophagy; TORC1 signaling; cellular response to amino acid starvation. The coding region runs from base 1 to 2484 and encodes 827 amino acids.
AUGUCGUCAAUUGCGCGGCCACCAGACCCAUGCCUGGUGGCCAUUAUCCUCAUUGUGCGAUCACGCACCGGUCCCCGACUCGUCUUCCACUACCCUCCGAAUCCACUCAGCGAGAAUCGAUUGAAAACAACCCUCAAGGGCGGGCGACGCACCUCUCGCGCGCGGAAUCGACAAGGCGCUAGGAACACGGACUCGAGCUCCAGCGAUGAUAGCGGGCUGAGUUCGGAUGAAGAGGAGGAGGAAAGAGAGCGCGAAAACCAGAAUCCUACUGCUCAGGCAAUCCCGGGCCAGACACAGAGCGGCAGCCAUCCGACGGCGCCGAGCUUGCUGCUGGCCCGCCGCGCGAGUAACUUUGGCAUCGUCGAUGACAGUGUGAAUAUUGCUGUGUCGCCUGGUACGGUCCCGACGGAACCACCACGCCCUGGGUCUCUAGGGUCUGGCCGGGGGUCGUCGCUGCGGAAGCGGGGUGGUGCUGGGUCUGACCCUGAGGAUGAUGGGGCGUCGGAUCGGGAUGGUGCUAGCGGAUCAUCGGGGGCACCUUGGGUGUCACUUUUGGGUCUACCAGGGAGUGUGUGGGAGAAGCUACUGAGUCCAUCGCGAUCGUGGCAUAAACGGCGAUUCGAAGUGGGGAUCAAUGAUCUCGCGCUUAUCGGAUGGCCUGUCUUUGUGCGGGAGGAUGGAACCUGGCGCAAGCAACGGCGGAAGAAGAAAAAGAAGAAGAAUCGCUCUGAAUGGGAUGGUGGGGAGCUGGGCCAUAAUGAGAUUGAGGGCGCCGGAGAUGAGGAUGGUGUUACUUCGCCUGAUAUGGAGGCUAGUAUUGCUACCAUUUCUGAACUGACGCUUUCUCCGACUGAGACUAAGCGCCACUCUACGACCAGUGUGAAGCUUGGGAAGCAGACAGAUGAUCCCGAGGAUAAAGACCAUAUGACUAUGUUCAAUGUGGUCUUUGUGAUGGAUCCACCUCUGCUUGAGUACUCGGGCCGAGUCAAAGAGAUCUACGAGAAUGCUAUCAAGAAGUUUGCAAAAGCUUUGAAAUGGGAGCAGGCCCGGACGGAUUAUGUGUGGAAAGAAUCGCAGCAUAUACUGUCUUUACGGCGAAAGGCUCGAGAGUCAAAAACCUCGAUCCACAAGCUUUACGCUGAUUUGAUAAACCAGUCUUCUCUGGCCAGGGCAAUCUAUACAGUUUAUACCAGCAUAUCUGCAUCUAAGAUUGCCUCCGUAUCACUCAGUCCCGACGUUUCCAUCUCGCUACAGAUUCCCCCGCUGACUUCCACGCCAUACCUUGCUGGCCCUGCGGACAAAUCAUAUCCAGGUCUCUGGUUGACAACGGCCGACAGUGCAACCCCAGUGGAUGAACCUGGUAUUGACGAUAUCAAUUCGCCCCACCAAGUACUUGCAAAACACUUUGCACUGCUUCUGCUCGAUAGCGAGGCAUCUAUUAUCAAAGACGUUGAGGCUUCUGGCGGUACUCUUGCCACGGCAUUGGCACACUACAUCCGCUGUUCGAAGCCGACGAAGUCUUUCGCCCAAAUUUCGUUAUCAUCUGGAAUCCCACUUUCCACUAUCCAGAUGCUGGCUAGCCAUUUGGUCUAUUGGCGUCGUGCCCGAGCCAUACCUCCCAUUCACCAGCGAGAUACAUACAUUGUUUCUCCGAAUUGCGAUCUGAGCAAAUUGGAAAUAGCGACUAUUGCAUAUCAGGCAGCAUUUCCCACAGUUCCCAGUCUCCCAAAGAUGCUCUCCUCGCUGAGCGGCACCCCUCGCCCUUAUGGGAGCUUCAUUCCCAGUAAAGACCACAAGGAAACAUACUUCUCUAUUCUUGCAUGGCUUCUGCGUGGUGGUUGGGUAACACAGUUACGUACCUUCGCCCGCAUCAAAGUGACCCCCGAGAUCAAACUGGCCGUGGAAAUGGCUCUUCGAAAAGAAGAAGUGGACCGCUACCUUGCCAAAGGCAAUACCAGCUCCCUUGCCGAUGUGGACACAGACAGUUCGGAUGAUGACGCAAAUUCUUCGUCCUCAUCCUCACUCGCCAGUCACGGCAGCGGAGACGAUACGCCCAUGCCGGGUCGCGUCGACCCGCACGCACAGCUCCGCACCUCGCACAAGCUAUUAGACCGGUCCACUGCGCUGCGGCAGUCAACUUUGAUUUUAUCUCCGCACCGUGCUUCCCCACUCGAAUCCAGAUGGCUAGACGAGAUUGUCGCCCGAUUCCCCGAGAAGCCCGAAGACGAGCAACUCCUCGAAGGUGUGAGCCCGGAACUGGCGCCGAAGGAUUUUCAAAAACUCCAAAGUCUACUGAAGAUGUACUGGCCGUCAUUUUUGAAAUACUUCAACGGACAUGAUGCAUUGGAGAAGAUCUCCGUGCGGGAGAAUCUGAAGCGUAAAUUAGUGUGGCGCGUCCUCACCCGCCUGGGCUUUAUAGGGCCGACAGGGUCAGUCGAGCUAGACGCGCGCGAACAGGUACUUGUCAGUGUUCGGCAUUGGUAG